AUGGUGGUGAACGUGUGGCCGUUUUUAGAAGCAAAUAGUCGGGCAUGGGAGGUGCUGACACGUGGCGGAUCCGCACUGGACGCGGUGGUGGAAGGAUGUAACGUGUGCGAGGUGCUUCAUGGGGUAAGGAGGAAGUCCGGACGAGAAGGGGGAGAUGACACGUGUGCUUUGAGUCGACUCAACACCGGUUCCCCUCCCUCUUUCCCCCCCAUCCUUCUCCUUUCUUCCCCGUCCAGUGGGGUAUGGAGGAAGUCCGGACGAGAAGGGGGAAACAACGCUCGAUGCCAUGGUUAUGGAUGGGACCCUCCCCUUCACCCCAUCUCCUCCCUUUUCCACCGCUCAAUCCCUCCAAUUACCAACUUUUCCACUCUGUGCCUCCACCACCACUUCCCCUUCUCUCCCCCCAUUUUCUCCCCCUCCCAUUCCCUUGCCCCUCCCCAACCUCUCCCCUUUCUCCCCCUUCUCCCCAUUGCCAAUGCCUCCAUGAACGACUCCAUGGACGUGGGGGCAGUGGCCGGCCUGCGCCGAGUCAAGGCGGCAGUGCGGGCGGCGUAUCUUGUCCUUUUGCACACGUAUCACUCGCUGCUGGUCGGCGACGCAGCAAUGGACUUCGUCCUGGAAAUGGGCCUGGCCGGCCCGGAAGAUCUCUCCACCAAUCGCUCUCUCGCCAUGUGGCGCCAAUGGAAGGCCGCCAGCUGUCAGCCCAACUAUUGGCGCAACGUGACGCCUGAUGCCGCCCGCUCCUGCGGCCCCUACCGCCCUGCUUCAGAAGCAUCUGCUUCCGAACCACGUGGUGGUGCCACGGCCGAGCCUCAGGGGGCUGAAGCGGGUGCUGUACCUGGUGCCGGACCUGGUUCCGGGCCUGGUGGUAUGCGCGUGGGAUGUGAUCCCAGCCUUGUUGGCAGGCAGCAAGGCUCAUUGAGGAGGCAAAACCGGCUGGCAUCACACGACACCAUCUCCAUGGUUGCCAUUGCGCAGAACGGCACUAUGGCUGCAGCCACAUCCACCAAUGGACUCACCUUCCACAUCCCUGGGAGGGUGGGUGAUGCACCCAUAGCAGGGGCAGGAGCAUAUGUGGACUCCAAAGUGGGCGGCUGUGGUGCAACAGGAGAUGGUGACGUCAUGAUGAGGUUCCUGCCAUGCUUCUUAGCAGUCGAGCUCAUGCGAAUGGGCUCUACCCCAGCUUCGGCUGCCGAAGCUGCCAUCAGUCGCAUCCGAGCCAAAUUCCCAACCUUUGUGGGAGGCUUGGUGGCGGUCAACAGAUGCAAUGCUGAAAACGCUUCCGUGCCAGCAGACUCUCCCGAGACGGAGGUCGCAAACCUUAGUAUUCAAUCGACGGCCGAUGACAAGGCGAACGUUGGAGCGAAGUAUGAGGCGCGUGAAGUGGGGGAGGAGGAGAUAGGAGCUGAUAGAGAAGGCGAGAUUGUGAAAGAGGAGGAGGAGGAAGGGCUUGGGAACGGAAGGAUUGAGGGAAGGGAGGAGAUGGAACGAGGGGUAGCAUCGGAUGCAACAACGGUGGCGGCGGUGGCCGAGGAGGAGGAUGGAAUGGAUACGGGAGUGAACGAAGAGGAAGAAGAAGCAGAAGCAAACGAGGAGGGUUCACCAAGCACCGCAUCUCGUCCCACACGUGCUACCUCUCGCUCCUCCCUCCUCACCCUCUACCGCUUCUUCUCCUCCCACCUUGGCAUCUCCUCCCCUUCCACUGUCGCUUCCCUCCUCGCCUCUUACCCCCAACUCCUCCGCUCCAAUCCCACCAACGACUUCCUGCCACGUGUCCGUCUCCUCCAAUCGUUUGGCAUAUCUCAUGCCGACAUCUCCUUCACUCCCCCAGACACCCCUUCCAUUGCGGCCUCUGUGAUUCGGCGUGCCCCCACUCUCCUUAGUCUUACCACAGACACUCUUUUAGCUAAGCUCCAGUUCUUUGUGGAGCUGGUGGGGGAGGAGGUAACAGGAAAAGUGGCAAGGAGUUACUCGAAGGUUCUGGUUCUAUCAAAGGAGAACGUGCAAGGUGCUGGAGGGGAGGGGGGAGGGGUAUUAGUAGAACUAGCAGCAGCAGCAGGAGCAGGAGCAGCAGGAGGAGGCAGAGGGGAUAGCUUGAGUGCUGCAGCGUUGUUGCUGGGUCCGUUGUUGCUGCCUGAUGGAACUGGUGGGGGUGUGGCUGCUACAUCUGCCUCUGCUACAUCUGCCUCUGCUACAUCUGCCUCUGCUACAUUUGCCUCUGCUACAGCUUCCUCUACCUUACCUCUUCUCGACCUGCUACAGCUGUUCCUGUGGGCGGCGAUGUCAUCGGCUGUAGCAGAGGAGCUGCUGUUCAGAGGCUGCUGCUCACAGUACUGCAAUUGA
Messenger RNA from Closterium sp. Naga37s-1, 2343 nucleotides. Lineage: Eukaryota; Viridiplantae; Streptophyta; Zygnematophyceae; Desmidiales; Closteriaceae. The record is from the annotation of a GenBank genome assembly.